CUGAUAUCAAACUUCAAGCAGAGUAUUAGAAACAAGGUAUGAGCACUUUGUUACAUGAAAUUGCUAUGUCGCAUGAUUCUGAGUCUAAUAUUUUUGCAACAUUAGUUUUAACUCUCUAUAGACCACUAACGAGGACUAACAAUGGGACUUACGAAGGUCAAUGGCAUAAGGAGAACAAUACCAUCCAUGGGAGAGGCACUUACAAAUGGAACAACGGAGAUAUAUACACAGGCUAUUUUGUAGACAACAAAAGACAUGGCCAUGGGAUCCAUUACUACAGCAAUGGAGAUCAAUACGAAGGUUGGUGGAAAGAAGGUUACCUCCAUGGCAGAGGCAUAUUCACAUACCAGAAUGGAGAUAUUUAUGAAGGUGACUUCAAAUCAGACCUCCGUCAUGGUAAAGGACACAUGAAGUUUGUUAAUGGAGAAGAAUAUAAUGGCAAAUGGAAAAACGAUCAUUUUGAGGGAGAAGGUAGAUUCACCACUACUGAUGGAAGUUUGUAUGAUGGUGAAUGGCCCAAAGGUGGAAGAUAUGGCAGAAGCACUUUUACAACCAGAGAUGGGUCUUUUAAAAACAAGAGAUUCUCACAUGGGACUAGGGUUUAG
Messenger RNA from Moneuplotes crassus, 605 nucleotides. NCBI's taxonomy places the organism in Eukaryota, Ciliophora, Spirotrichea, Euplotida, Euplotidae. The record is from the annotation of a GenBank genome assembly.